CUCCCCCUUCUUGUCUUCCUUGUUUUGCUCACAGUCGGUUAGCGUCUUCCUCACAUGUGCAGGACUGGCAGGCCUCUACCACGCUCACAUAUUCACUCCUCACUGCAGGUGAAGAAAGUGGUCCGAGGUUUUUGCUGCAAACCAAGCUCCUGCAACACCAACACUAACUACAGUAACGACCGUGGAGCUGAAGAAGGACCUUUGAGGUGUUUGAGGACAGAAAGAUGGAAGAGCAGAACAUCAUGGAAAUUCUUUCUGGAGAUCAUCUUGUCUGCUGGAAGUUUUGUUCUCACAUGUUGAAACAACGACAGAGAAAUUCCUACAGAGCAACCAGCCAGCUCCACGAAAUAACCGAAGCGCCAGCACUAACUAGCUCCCCAGCUUUGCACAGCCCAGUUCCCGCCAGUACCGGCUCUCCGACUUCCCAAAACCCGGCCCCUGCUAAUACUCGCCCCUUGGCUGUUCGAAGCCCAAGCUCUGCCUAUUACUGCUCCGCGCAAACUUUAAGGCUUUGGCACCACCUGUUCCUGUUCCUUGCAAACUCUGUGGAGAACCUGCACGGGGGGUGCUUAGCAACAACCCUCCUCCAUGCCUCCAUCUGCCCAUCCCUGGCUCCUGUACCAGCGGCUCCAGUUUCUUCCUCCAGCCAGGUAGAAUGUUUGGGAUCCAUUUGGGGAUGCUCAGCUCGCCUGCCGCCCGCCUCUUCACCAGUGGGGACGCCACCAGCUGGUGGGUCCGCCGCUGACGCCACCUCCAGCUGCGCCUUCAGUAACUCCACCACAGACGGCUCUUUCAGCUCCGCCACCAGUGGCUGCGCUGCAGACGCCACCUCUAGUUCCGCCACCUCCAGUUCCGCUACCUCCAGUGUGUCCACCGCAGACGCGAUUUUCAAUUUCGCCUCCAGUAAGUCCAUCGCAGACGGCACUUUCAUCUCCUCCACCAGUGGCUCCGUCACAGACGCCACCUCAAGUUCCGCCUUUUGUGGGUCCCUCGCAGAUGCCAUCUUCAGCUUCGCCUCCAGUGGAUCCCCCGCAGAUGCCACCUUCAGCUCAGCCUCCGAUGGCUCUGCACUAGAUGCCACUGCCACAGCCAGCUCCACCUCCUCGUCUGCCACGGAUGUUGCCAAUCCAAGGACAUCCCCCUUGCCAACGGCAGCAAUACCUGGGACCUGGGUGUUGGUCUCAAUGGCUUAUGUCUAUCUCCAUUGCCGCCACGGAUGUGGACGCCGGCCUCGCCAACAGCAGCAGCGCCCGGGAUUUAGGCACGGAUCCUGCGCUACUCGUCCCUCCUCCUCACCAGCUGCAGCGGCGUUCCACUCGCCGUCGCCACCUGUCGCUUCCCGGUUCCUCCCAUGUGGGCUUCUUGCCGAGACGCACUUGCACUCGGUGCCCCCCCUGAACUCGGCGCUGGAUGUGGACCAGGGCGGGGGCAGCCCACUCCAAACCCACCCAACUGGCCCACAGCAGGUUAUAUGUCCUCUCUCCGUGUUUGUCGACUGCUGCUCGAGUGACGCCAAGACCUCCAGGAGCAAAGGAGCGUCAGGUGAAUACUUCCCUUCUUGUUGCAUUGUUGACGGGACACGGCGUCCGAAUGCCGGACUUUUGUUCGUCGGCGUGGACGUGUUUUACCGCGAGAUGAUUCACGGAAGGAUCAACGAUGGCGUGACUUUCUUUUGUCUGGCCGAAGUGAAGAGCAGGAGAGGAGGGAGAAACCAGGCUCGUCUGUGGCGUUACCUCACAUGA
Messenger RNA from Nerophis lumbriciformis (worm pipefish), 1742 nucleotides. RefSeq lists its product as uncharacterized. Lineage: Eukaryota; Metazoa; Chordata; Actinopteri; Syngnathiformes; Syngnathidae. The record is from RefSeq and is a predicted model, not a curated record.